This is a messenger RNA of Physcomitrium patens, 3259 nucleotides long. RefSeq names its product glyoxylate/hydroxypyruvate reductase A HPR2. Gene Ontology annotation, molecular function: hydroxypyruvate reductase [NAD(P)H] activity; glyoxylate reductase (NADPH) activity; NAD binding. The record is from RefSeq and is a predicted model, not a curated record. Lineage: Eukaryota; Viridiplantae; Streptophyta; Bryopsida; Funariales; Funariaceae. Gene Ontology annotation, cellular component: cytosol.
ACAACGCCCUGACCCUCGCCUAGAGUCUCUCCUGAUCGUGAUAGCUAUAUAGGCGGUCGCAUUUCGUGGGUUCUUCGGAUUUUUUUUUCUUUUUUUUUUCUUUGUUUUUUUUCGUUUGAGUCCUACGAGUGUUAUAUCAGCCGUCGAGGUGUGCUGUCUCUUGUCGUCGUCGAGUUAGAAGGCGAGUUGCCAACAGGCGAAUACGUGUGGGGUGAGAAGAUCCCAGGGUAGUGGAACGGAGCCGUUUGGAAAGGUAUUUUAAAGGAGUAGUGUGUUCGCCAUUGCCAGUGUUGCAGAUCCUGGGCUUGUUUGGUUUUCGGGGAUUGGUCUUUACAUCGCGUUGUCUUUUCGUGAGGCUCAGCGAGUAGCGGAGUUGGUCUUCGCAUUUGUUUUUGCGGCUCGCUGUGAGAAGAGCUGCUGCGUUAGGCUUACUUCUGUUAUAAGACUCUGCCGGACUUUCUGCCUUGAUUGUGUCGGAUACCCAUUACAUUUCUUGUAGUGCUUAGAUUUUGCGAUUAGUAUUGGUUGGAAGUGGUCGCUCCGGUUGUCGUUGGUUACUAUUGGUAAUCUUGUGGAAGAAGAAUUUGCGCCAUUAUUCCUGCGCAUCCAUUGCAUCGCAAAUUGAUGGCUGCUGAGAUUUUCAUAUCGUCCGGCUGAGGUUAGAGCGUUGGCGUUCCUUUUCCCAUUAGCUGCAAAGCUUCCUGGAGAACCUGCCUGAGCAGGCACAAUUCUCUGCCCGUACCUUAUGAAGUGGGGAGUAUAGUGGGUUGUCGACGUUCCUACAUAUUUUACGCCUUUCCUUGAUCGACUCGUUUUGCACUUGUGCAAAGGCCUGGGGCUGGGUUUCUGGUUACGUCUAAGCGACAAUCUUGCGUCCUCGCUGACUCCAGUGUCCAGUGCUUACAAUCAUUUCGAGUACUUAUUCCAAUUGAAUUGGAGAAGCCUUGUUAAAGGCUGGUGUAAUAGUGCUCUCGUUUUCUCUCGUUGUCCAUCUCAGCGGUUCUGUAGAACGUGCUCGUGACUAAAUAAUCCAGUGAAGACUACAUUUCCCGUCCUGGAGUUUAGUUCAGAUGCCCGUGUUUUCUUCUGCUGCGAGAUAUUUCUGAAGUUUCUGUCUCAGAGGCCUCUUUGUAGACUCAUUCUUAGCUCCUUUGGCUGGAAGUCCUGAAUUCUGAUUCAACUGCUUCCCCUGUGCGCUUAACGUUGGGAAGUUCGCCAACGAAUUGUGGCCGCUUUAAUCACUAGUCAUCGCUCUUUCACUGGAGCGAUAAGAUAUAACAACAUUAUUUCUACUUCUUCCGCGAUCUACCGUCCUACCUCAAUUCUCUCCCCACGAGUAUUUAAGAAUUCUCCGACGGCGAGACGUGUGGUGAAGAGUAUGGCUAUCAAAGAAUCCUCCCCGAACGGGAAACCUCAUGUGCUUAUGAUGCAAGUGGAUAUGCCCUACCUACGGGACUCCUUGGAAUCGAAGUUCAACUUGUUGGUUUUAUCGGAACACACCAACAGGGACGAAUACUUGGCGAUGGCAGGAGGUUCUGUCCGUGCUGUUGUCACAUCUACUAACUCAGUUGUCGGUGCAAAACUCCUCGAAAAGUUACCUAAUGUUGAGAUUGUUGCCAGUUUCAGCGUCGGAUUGGAUAAGGUUGACUUAGAUUAUUGCAAACAAAAAGGGAUUGUCGUGACGAACACUCCAGAAGUUCUAACAGAAGACUGUGCAGACCUUGCUAUUGCACUAUUGUUGGCUACAAUGCGACAGAUUUGUUCCGCGGAUAGAUAUGUGCGCAAAGGUUGCUGGCCGAAACAGGGUACCUACCCACUUUCUUACAAGAUGAGUGGGAAAGACCUCGGAAUUGUUGGAUUGGGCCGGAUUGGAAAAGCUGUGGCAAAAAGGGCAGAGGCAUUUGGUUGUAAAAUCAAAUAUUAUGCGAGAUCAGAUAAGAAAGAUGUUCCAUAUGAAUACUUCAGUAGUGUUUUGGAGCUCGCUAAAAACUCAACUAUGCUCGUUGUGUGUUGUGCUUUCACAAAGGAGACUGCCAAGAUCAUUGACAGAAGGGUGUUAGAUGCUCUGGGUCCUGAGGGUUUUCUUGUAAAUAUAUCUCGAGGAGGUGUGGUUGAUGAGCCGGAGCUCGUGAAGGCUCUACUAGAAUGUAGGUUGGGUGGAGCAGGUCUGGAUGUAUACGAGAACGAGCCCAUUGUGCCUCAGGAGCUUUGGAAUAUGGAUAAUGUUGUGUUGCUCCCUCAUGUGGCUAGCGGAACCUGGGAAACACGGCGGGCUAUGGCCGACCUUAUCUCUGGAAAUCUGGAGGCACACUUUUCUGGCAAGCCUGUACUCACUCCGGUUACAUAAUUUAGGUGCAAUGUGCUCUCAACGAAGGAAAUUUCUGCCUUCCAGAAUGUUCUUGUGGAAAUGGGAUAUUGUUACAUGAUGAAGGUUUUUUGUCCUUUUUUUUGUUUUGGUCGCUUUGGUUUGGGAGCUCGUCUUCCGACUCCCGGUAGUGACAUAGACCUGGGCGUUGAUGCAAAUGCGUUUGAGCAUCGCGGCGAGUUCAGCUGUAUCCAUGCACGAUGAUAGCUAGGUGUACGUAAUGUUUUCGGGCAUUACUUGUGGGUUUUGUAGAUUUGCGGUAGUUCAGAUGAAGGGUUUUUAAACUACUUCUAAUGUGAUAUUCUUUUGGUCCGAAGGAGGAAGUGCUUCUAGUGGUUAGAGUCUGGAACCAUGGCAUUUCCUUGUGCCUAUUUUCAGCUCACGUUGUCGAGUGAUAUAGGUUGCUGAAAGCAGAUUUGCAGCUUGGCAGCGUUACUCGUUUCUGUUAAUCCCCAUCCUUUAUUCUUCCCUCCGUUUUAGGAAAUUAGUGUCGUUUGACUGGACGAAAGAUGGGACUCUUGUCCUUUCUGGCACCUCAUUGUUUUAAGCGGGGGGUUCAUCCCUGUGCCGAGUACGCUGGUUUACAUUUGUCGACGGAGUUGAGCACCAGUAUGAAGAUACACUUUUUGUACACAAGUAGGUGAGGUAGAUUAGUCUCGUUAGGCAGUGAAGACUAUGUAUAUAAUAGUCUACGUGCUUCAGAGCAUAAAUGCCACGACAAUGGGGAGAGACAGUAUUAUCGGCAUUGUUACCAUGCUUUAGGGUCAUGCCAGUUAAGCUGAACUUCCAAUUCAACAGUUGUACUUACGUGGUGCAAUAUAUCUUGUUGUAUUGGACAGUGUGGUGCAUAUUGAUUGCUACUCUAAUGCAGUGCUGAUUAUGCGAUGAUGCAAA